Gambusia affinis (western mosquitofish) is the source of this 5615-nucleotide messenger RNA. RefSeq names its product centrosomal protein 295 (gene cep295). Gene Ontology annotation, cellular component: centrosome; centriole; cytosol. The coding region runs from base 227 to 5575 and encodes 1782 amino acids. The transcript has 30 exons. The record is from RefSeq and is a predicted model, not a curated record. Gene Ontology annotation, biological process: regulation of centriole replication. Lineage: Eukaryota; Metazoa; Chordata; Actinopteri; Cyprinodontiformes; Poeciliidae.
UUUGUUCAACGGGUUAGAGUUCUCGAAAGAAUUGAGCAUUUAGCUGUUUUGUCCUUUUAUUUAUGACAUAACUAAGGUUUUAUUUCAGGCUUUAGCCGUCGGACUAGGUUACAAUGGUUGCUGCGGCUCGAAAGGAACGGAAUUUGGACUCUGAGAGAAGUCAUGUUAGCCUAAUUAGCAUUCAGACUCGCUUUUGUGAAAGUGCCCGGUAGCAUUUUUGAGGAAAAUGAAGAGAAAAGUGUCCAAAUUAAGAUUGAGUCCCAACGAAGAGGCUCGUAUAAUACGUGAGGAGCUUGACAGGCGGAGGAAACUACGGAUCCAGCAGGUGAGGGAGCAGCAGCGGCAGAUUGCGCUGCACAUCCGGCGGGAGGUGGAGCAGCGGAGGCAGCAGGAGCUGCGGCAGCUGGAGGAGCAGCUGAGGGAGGACUGGGAGAGGCGUCAGAGGGAGAAGCUGCACACGCUGCAGAGUUUGUAUCUGGAGAGCCUGCAGCUCAUCGGCCAGAGCCACAGGAGCGCCAAGGAAACUGAAGCUGAGCUGGCAGCUGUAGCUCAAAGAGAGGAGGAGCAUCAUGCUAAAGCAGAGGAGCGUUACCGAGAAGCUCUGAAGGAACUCAAGAUCCAAAAAACUAAAGAGCAGGAGAGACAGGAACGAUCCAUCAAAGCGAGGAAGAAGGCGCUGCAGACAGAGAAGGAACGAUCAGCUAAAGUGGUCAAACUCCCGCCGCCUCCACCUGACCCCAUCCAGGACAUCGAUCCCAGGAAGUCCCACGUGGUGAAGAGGUCGGAUCUGAACUCCUUCGCUACCACACGCUAUCACAUGCCAGACAGCGCCGUGGCGAAGGAGCCGGAGGCGCUGCAGUCUGACGCCAGGCUGGAAGCUGACCUGGAGUCCAGGAGGCUGCAGGAGCUCCAGAGGGAGGAGGACAGGAGGAGAGAGGAGCAGCUGGAGAAGGCCCGGGUCAGAGGGAGGCAGGCCCUGAGGAGGGAGCUGCUGGAGCAGGACCGGGAGCGCCUCCUGGUGGAGCUGCAGCACCUGCAGCAGACUGACCUGCUGCGGCGGAGGCAGCAGGUGUCCCGGAUGCCGCCACAGAUCUUCCAGCCUCUCUACCAGAGGCAGGAGGCCAGGGAGGAACUGCAGAGGGAGCUGGAGUUCGCCUUCGAGGAUAUGUACACCGGAGAGAGACGGGUAAAAGGUGACCUGCUGGUCCAGCUGGUACCGGAGCCUCUCCCAGCCUCAUCCAGCAGCAGCCAGGACCCGGAUCUGGACCCGGAUCGGGACCUGGAUGUCACUGUGGAUGAAAACACCGAACCCGAAGCAGAAAAUAUUCAGAUUGACUUUGGGGAUGAAGUUGAAGGCAGAGAGCAGGAAGCAGCAGAUGGCGCAACCCCUUCCAGACAGGCGCUCCGGAGACUCCUGGAUCGGAUCCGGAGCCAAAGGACGGACUGGAUCAGCAGCCGGGUUCCUGCAGCGGAUUCUCCGUCCGUCGACACAGAGCAGAUCCCAGAGCGAGACAUGAGCAUCGAAACCGGAUCUCUGAGCCCCGAGGCGCUCCGUGAACCCGCCGUCCCGGCACCGACUGUGGAACCAGCAGAACCGCCACCCGCAGCAGAACGUUCACUUCCUGACGAUUUUCUGAGCACAAUCCAGGAAGCCGAAGAAGAUCGGAAGAAGCGGGAAGCGGAGCUGGAGGUGGAGAAGCAGCAGCAGCUUGCUCUCCUCCAGGAACUGGAGGAGCAAAAAGCCCAGCUGGAGCAGAUGCUGCAGGAGGCUCAGAGGGAGAGGGAGCAGCUGAGAGCUGCUGCCCAGCAGGAGGCGCUGCCCCUCCAACCACAGGUUCCUGUCCAGGACCGCUCCCCGAUCAGCUUAACCUCUGAGGAAGAAGCGGUGUCUCCUGCAGAGGAAGGCGUGUCCACCAGGAGGCUCAGGCAGUACCAGCAGCGCCUGCUGGAGCAGAACAGGAUUCACCAGAGAUCCGUGGAAGUGGCCCGGCAGCGGCUGGAGGAAUACCAGCGAGCUCUCCGGAUCCGCCACAACCUGACCGCCGCCGCCGCCGCCGCCUUGCUGAGGCCUCCCGUUCAGCCCGCGUUCCUCGCUCCCCCGUCUGAAAGUCACCCAGCGACACCCUCAUUGCCUUCAGACGUGUCACUUCCUGCUCUCAGCAGCAGCGCCGGCUCCAGCGCACCGUCGGAUCCGUCCGUUACGAACCGGUUCAGCUCACUGAGACGAGACGCUGCUUCGCUCACCGACAGCCAGAGAAUUCUGGCGCGAGUAGCGAAUCGCCUGCCGGACAGACCGAGAGCCUCGCCGGUCGCUGCAGGGCCGUACGAACCCGACGCCGCACACGGGUCAGCCAGCACCUCGGCCACCUUUGACCCCAUGACCCUGACCUCCAGAGAGGCGGACCGCAGGAGACGGGAGCUGCGGGAGGCCCAGAGACGGGUGGUGGAGCAGCGGGCGGCGCUGGCGCUGCAGAAGGAGCAGCAAGAGGAGGAGAGGCGCAGAGCGGAGGAGGAGCUGCAGUACAUGAGGAGGCAGAAGGAGGCGCUGCAGGCUCUGAUCGAUAGACGAAGCGGUUCUGAUUCUCCCAGUGAAGCUUCGGAACCACAGGAAGCCGAGCAGAAACGGCUGCAGCUGCUGGCGACGCUGCUGAGAGCCAUCGAAGAGUCGAGUGGAGGAAGUCUGUCCCACUUAGAGGAGCCGGAGGACGGAGACGAGUCCCUUCAGCUGGAUGUUGGAGGACGAGGUCUCUGCCGAGCCCCUCUGGUUCCGAGCGUCGUUCCUCCAGAACCUUCUGGACCCCUCCAUCCUCCACGGAUGCAGAAGCCUCCAGUGACGCGGGUCAAACUGGGUUUCAAGUGGAUGAUUCCUCAACAACAUGAGCUCAGCGCCAUCCAAGAGGUGGAGACUCCGGUUAACAUGAGUCGGGUUACAGACUGUAGACCCGAUUCUGCUGAACGGCGGUUCGCCUUUUCUGGCCCAGAAGACGACCAUCCUUCACACCUGCAGGAAGGUUCAGGAUUUUUCUCCAGAUCUGACCGGACUCUGGAGUCUGGUUCUGUCUCCAGCUGUCGACCCAACUCUGCUGGGAGGCGGGUCGUCUUUUCAGGCCCGGGAGACGACGUUCCUUCAGUACCGGCAGACUUCGACCUGCGGGGUCGUUCUGCCAAGAGGCGGGUCGUGUUUUCAGACUCUGAAGACGACCUGGGUUCCCGCUCAGCAGACGGGAAUCUGCAGGAUGGGUCAGUACAUCACAGCAGACGGUCUGGACCGUCUGCUGGGAGACGGGUCGUCUUCUCAGGUCCAGAAGACGACGUUCCUUCAUGCCUAUCAGACGUUAACCUGCAGGAUGGUUCUGUUGAGAGCCGGGUCGGGUCGGAGGCCUCCUGCCAUUUUCCCUGGAGGGAGCGACGGCUGUCUGGAGCAGCAACCACUCCAGAGUUGUGUGAUUCCGAUUCGACCAUGAAAGCGACGUCAACGCCUGGUUCUGAUUCUGGAAGAGGAGCCGACUCGCCCGGUACUGCAGCUCUGACCUCCAGAUCCCCCUCAGAGGCUCUCUGCAGGUCCGCCGGCUCCAACUGCUUCUCCUCCACCACCAUCUCCAGCGGCAGCUACGUCUCCACCGACCCGGAGCAGAAUGAGGCAGACGACCGUCGGCUCUCCAACCCGACUGGACCGGGUUCUGGUGCCGUUUCCUGCGCGGGUUUUCGGGACUCGUCCGUCUCCGCCGGUCCGCCUGUAGACUUGGUGUUUAACGACAGCGUCAUCCAGCGCAUCAUCGAUAAAUACACCAGAGAGCUCGACGUCUCGCUCAGCGCCGCUGGAACCACUACAGACAGCGACGCUCUGGAAGAGUCCGGCUCUUCGCUCUCCCAGCCGUCCAGGACGGAGGAUGAGACCUCGGCUCGUCGUCGGGACGUCCGGCGCCACCCAGCGGCCCGUCAGAACCCAAACCCGGAGCAGACGCCCCCGGGUCAUCCCGCCCUGGAGCAGAACCCGUCCUGCUUGGCUCCAGAGAGGCUCUCGGUUCUGGAGCGGUUGGUCGGCCAGCCGUCGGCUCAUUCCUCCAUGAUCGGUGCCAGGCCCGGUCCACCGGAUCGGAGCGGCUGGGACUCCACUCUGAGCCGGAUGAUCGGCCGCCUUUCCCAACAGUCCGACUCUCCGGGUCCGGGUUUCUGCUCUAGUCAUGACACGUCGGAACCGUCCUGGUCGGAUGAGAUCCGGAUGAGGGUUCUGGUCGGAGAGCUGCAGGUCUCUGCCGAUCAGCACCGUGAAAACUCUGGCGAACGAAGUUCUGCAGCCGAGUCCAGAGAACCAUCAGGACUGCAGCGUCACCUGGCUGGGAGUCCGUCCGCCUCGAACCCGGGGCUGCAGAACCGAGCCGGUCUGGAGGAACUGGACCCGCACGGCACCGACGCUUCGUUCCACCUGCUGCAACCAGAAAUCACCCAGAACGAAACCGCUGACCCCUCUGUGACCUUUCAACCUCCUGACCUCAGCACCUCAGACUGUCCAUCGCUGGAGCAGCUGAGAGCGGAAGAGACGGACGGCUGCAGAGACGUUCAGGAGUCUUUCUCCCAGCUCGUCAUCUCCGAAUGCCUCCAGCAGGACUCUGUCCUGACGCCGCCCCACCUGUCCCCCGCCCCGGGCACGCCGCCCCACUUGUCCCCGGGCACGCCGCCACGCCUGUCCCCGGGCACGCCGCCCCGCCUGUCCCCCGCCCCGGGCACGCCGCCCUGCGGGUUCCGGGAAUCGUCCACUUUGGGCUCGUUGGAGACAACAUCCUCCAGAGUUUCCGUCCCAGUCGGUGAACGUCGGGAGGAUUUCUCCACCUCAGAAAUCUCACCGGAGUCGGACGGGGAGAGGGGCAUCCUGGAACAGUCUCAGAUCACGCUGGUGAGUCUGACGGACACGACGCUCCAGGACGCGGUCGCCACGGACGACGAGGAACUACAGGACAGCGACGGUCCAGACAGCAUCACUGAUGGACAGGAAACCAUGGAAACGGAGCCAACAGAGGGGGCAGAAUCCAGGUUGGCUCACCAGACGCCAUCAGCGUUCCUCCUGGAGUUCCUCUGGAGUCCCGGCAGGAACCAGCAGGACGUCUUCCAGCGGCGGCGCCGGGCUCUCAUGCAGCGGUCCGACCGCCGCGUUCAGGAGAUCAAAGCCAAGCGGGCCGCUGCCAGGAACGGAGCCCCGAGUCGGGUUCUGGUCGAAGGAGUGGACCCGGGUAGAGCCGCGGUCCAGACCGUCCCCAGGAAGGAGACGGCAGAGUCCCAGAGUACGACUGAGGACAGGAAGAGAGUGGAGAGGAAGCUCCGCCCACCUCCACCAGCUCGCCGCUCCAGUCCUCAGAUCGGACCCGACGUUCGGAUCAGCGAUCCGGAUCAGAGGAAGCGGAACCUGUCAGAGAUGCACCAGCGGACCCAGAGGCUGUACGAGCAGCUGGAGGAGGUGAAGCAGCAGCGCGCGGCCCGCAGCCGGCAGGAGGACUGGGCCAGGAACCGGCAGAGGGCCAAGGAGUUCCACAGGAAAACGCUGCAGAAGCUCCGAGCCAAGCAGACGCCAACGUUUUAAUUUAUCACCUUUAUUUAAUAAAAACUCAGAUUGUUUUAAA